Messenger RNA from Pogonomyrmex barbatus (red harvester ant), 1271 nucleotides. Its product is annotated as U5 small nuclear ribonucleoprotein 40 kDa protein. Gene Ontology annotation, cellular component: catalytic step 2 spliceosome. Gene Ontology annotation, molecular function: protein binding; RNA binding. The record is from RefSeq and is a predicted model, not a curated record. Lineage: Eukaryota; Metazoa; Arthropoda; Insecta; Hymenoptera; Formicidae.
GUCUAUCCCUAUAGGGACUCUAGGUACCUGCAAAAAUGGAAGCGUGACAGCUUUGAAAUUUUUGCUUGAUGUUGGAUCUGGAUCCCGAGAAAACUCAGUGAAACAAUAAAUAGACACAUUGUGAGAUUGCACUUAAAAAUUGAAUUAAUAUUUUGUUAAUAUGCCGAUUUUGGACAAAAGAAAAGGGGAUGAUAUUUUGGCGUUAGUGCCUGCUUCGAAAAGAACAAAAAAUGAAGUCGUCUUCAGCAGCAGAGAGAAAGCGGUUGUGCAAAGCGGCCCACCGCGCACGUCUUCUUUAAUGUCGAUGAUAAUGUUGCUUGAGGGACAUCAAGGAGAUAUCUUUUCCAUAGAAUUUCAUCCAGAGGGACAGUAUCUUGCAUCAACUGGAUUUGAUCGACAAAUCUUUAUCUGGAAUGUGUAUGGAGAAUGUGAAAAUAUUGGACUCAUGACUGGGCACAGUGGUGCCAUAAUGGAAUUACAUUUCAGUCCAGAUGGCAAUCACUUGUAUACAGCCAGCACAGAUAUGACUCUGGGCUUGUGGGAUAUAAUAGCUGGGACACGAAUUAAGAAACUGAAGGGUCACACUUCCUUUGUAAAUUCUGUAUCAGGUGCACGAAGGGGCCCUACAUUGCUCUGCUCAGGCAGUGAUGAUAGUACGAUACGUAUUUGGGAUCCUAGGAAACGGGGUCAAUGUUAUACAUUGAAUAACACAUAUCAGGUUACUGCAGUGACAUUCAAUGAUACAUCCGAACAAGUGAUUAGCGGUGGUAUUGAUAACGACAUAAAGGUAUGGGAUCUCCGAAAGAAUGCAAUACUUUACAAACUGAAAGGACACACUGAUACCAUUACUGGAUUGAGUCUUAGUCCUGAUGGUUCUUAUAUACUUUCCAAUGCUAUGGAUAAUACAUUGAAGAUAUGGGAUGUAAGACCAUUUGCUCCUUACGAACGCUGUGUGAAAAUACUGUCUGGACAUCAACAUAAUUUUGAGAAGAAUCUUUUAAGAUGUGCGUGGUCACCGGAUGGUAGCAAGGUAUCGGCGGGAUCUUCGGAUCGUUUUCAUUAUAUUUGGGAUACUACAAGUCGUAGAAUAUUAUACAAAUUACCGGGACACAACGGAUCUGUCAAUGACAUUGAUUUUCAUCCAAAGGAACCUAUAGUGUGUUCGGGAUCUAGUGACAAGCAAAUUUACUUGGGUGAAAUCGAAGCUUAAUAACGAUUCAUACUCAAUAUAUGAUAUAUUUGUAGAAAGAAAAAAAUGAUAUUUAAAUGUA